ACCAGGGUUGGGUAGCUAGGCUUGCUAGGCUUGCUAGGCUUGACAGACAGACAGGGUUGGCGCGACAGGCAGGAAGGAGAAAAAAGGCCGCUGUGUCGCUUGCCGGGAAUCUGCGGUAGUGUUAAACCAAUCCAAAUCCAUCGUUUCCACGUUUCAAUCUUCGCACGUCCCAACGUAAUAGCCUCGUUUUCUCCAAGUGCCUCGGGUCUCCAUCCUCCUUUCUCUUCCUCUCUCUCCUCUUCUCCUUUCCUCCGUCAUCUUUGCAUUCGCCUCCACCCGGCCUUCACCAUCCGUAGCGGAUAAUAUCUUACGGCACUGUAUCCUGCGCCUGUGGUCACCACGAUACAUUUGGAGCUGCUGUUUGCGCCCUCGUCGCCGUCGCUUUCCCCGGCCUUGCAUGCUGGACAAGACAGGGAAAAGAAAAUAAUCAUCCUCUCAACCCACCAACAAUCAACCCCAGGCUGAGGCUGCGGCUCGGAAACUUGCUCGACAAACGUUAUUUCUGUUCUAUCCGCCGUAUCUACACACUCGCUUGCUGUUCCCACCUUCCCACAUUCAACAUGAUGUCAAGACGGCUUCUCACAGCUGCGCGCGUCCUGCGUCAGCCCAUGCACCAGCCGCUGCGAAGCCAGCUUCCUUUGCCAGUCCUCAUGUCCCAAGUCCGAACGUACGCCCAGACUAUUGUCAAAGUUCCACAGAUGGCCGAAUCCAUUACCGAGGGUACCUUGAAGCAGUGGAACAAGCAAGUUGGUGACUACGUCGAGCUAGACGAAGAGAUCGCCACCAUCGAGACUGAUAAGAUCGACGUAGCCGUCAAUGCGCCUGAGGCUGGUAUCUUAAAAGAGCUUCUCGCCAACGAAGAGGACACUGUCACGGUAGACCAGGAAAUCGCCAAGAUUGAGCCUGGCGCCGCCCCUGAGGGUGCUGAAAAAUCCGAGUCCAAAGACGCCCCCGAGAAAGAGGAUGCUUCUACUGAGGCCAAGCCUGCUCCCGCCGAGCAGGAGAACAAGCCGGAACCUAAACAAGAGUCCCGAUCGGAGCCCUCUACCCCGGCUCCAGCCCCGUCGACACCAAAGAAGGAGUCUGCUCCUAAGCAAUCGCAGCCUCCCAAGGAAACCUCGGCUCCUACCGGCCCAACACUUGGCAGCCGCGAAGAGCGGCGUGUCAAGAUGAACCGAAUGCGUCUCCGCAUUGCUGAGCGCCUAAAGCAGUCGCAGAACACUGCUGCAUCGUUGACCACCUUCAACGAAGUCGAUAUGUCGGCAUUGAUAGAUUUCCGCAAAAAGUAUAAGGACGAAGUUCUUCAGAAGACGGGUGUGAAGCUUGGAUACAUGUCCGCUUUUGCCCGCGCUGCUGUGUUGGCCAUGCGUGAUAUCCCAACAGUCAAUGCGUCUAUAGAGGGCGAGAACGGCGGUGACACCAUCGUAUACAGGGAUUACGUUGAUAUCUCGGUAGCUGUGGCCACUGAAAAAGGUUUGGUAACACCUGUCGUUCGCAACGCCGAGUCCAUGGAUCUUGUUGGCAUCGAGAAGGCUAUUGCCGAUAUGGGCAAGAAGGCUCGCGACGGUAAAUUGACAAUCGAGGAUAUGGCCGGCGGCUCGUUCACGAUAAGCAACGGAGGUGUCUUUGGCUCGCUGAUGGGUACACCUAUCAUCAAUCUGCCCCAGACCGCCGUCCUGGGCAUCCAUGCCAUCAAGGACAGGGCUGUCGCAGUCAAUGGCAAGGUCGAGGUGCGGCCCAUGAUGUAUCUUGCCCUAACCUACGAUCACCGCCUUCUGGACGGCCGGGAGUCUGUGCAGUUCUUGGUGAAGAUCAAAGAGUAUAUCGAGGAUCCCCGUAAGAUGCUACUAUAAGAGAAGACUCGGGCAUUUUGUAUGGGAUGUACAUUGUUCAUUCGGUCACGUCAAGUAAUGUUUAUCUAGAGUGUAAAAUAUAACAUUGUGGUCGCUCUGGCGUUUGCGGGUUUCUUGACAGUGCCCCAUCGCUAUGAUGCAAUUCAUAUUGCGCUGACAGGCUUAUUACUUGUGGUGUCAGUUUUGUAUUCACUAUAGGCAGAUAGGUGGGCAGUGGCCAUGUGUGUUGUGUUAAAGGCGGUAUGUGAUAGUAUUUGAGACAACCAUGUAUAUCAGGUAGUCUAAAGGGAUAUGUAUUUUGAUGACAAGUUGCGCUGGAGGGGUUGCGUUGCUAGCGAUUGGGUCGCUCUCCAGGGUAGCCUCUCUCAAACCUUGUACCUAGUUUUCAACAAAAGAGAUCUAGAUGUGAGAAAAAAAAGUUGUAGACACGAUGAAAUUAAACGGUCACCUCUCA
This is a messenger RNA of Xylaria bambusicola, 2307 nucleotides long. RefSeq names its product 2-oxoacid dehydrogenase acyltransferase. Gene Ontology annotation, cellular component: oxoglutarate dehydrogenase complex. Gene Ontology annotation, molecular function: dihydrolipoyllysine-residue succinyltransferase activity. NCBI's taxonomy places the organism in Eukaryota, Fungi, Ascomycota, Sordariomycetes, Xylariales, Xylariaceae. The transcript is spliced from 3 exons. The coding region runs from base 561 to 1853 and encodes 430 amino acids. Gene Ontology annotation, biological process: tricarboxylic acid cycle. The record is from RefSeq and is a predicted model, not a curated record.